CUGGCCGCCGGGCGCUCUCAGCUCGCUGACCGCCCGGCCGCUGCACGGACAACGACCACCCAACUUUCAGCUUCCUGACAGAGGUGUUAGUCUUGAGGGUCUGACGUUCUCUCUGCCCACUGUGGUCCCUGCUCUCAGGAUGAUCCCCAAGGAGCAGAAGGAGCCCACGAUGGCGGCCAUGGGGGACCAAGCGGAACCAGCCCCUUUGCUGGACCUGGGCAAGAAGCUGAGCGUGCCCCAGGACCUAAUGAUGGAGGAGCUAUCUCUGCGCAACAACCGAGGAUCCCUCCUCUUCCAGAAGAGGCAGCGCCGUGUGCAGAAAUUCACCUUUGAGUUGGCAGCCAGCCAGCGGCCGGUUGCCGACAGCCUGGAGUUGCAGAACUGCGGCUCCCAGCUCCACAUCUUUGGGGCGUCCCCUGGGGACCCCGAGGACACCCAGCCCCCGGCUUCCAGGACGGAGCGCGCCCCCAGCCCCAGUGCCCUGGCACCAGGCUAUGCCGAGCCACUCAAGAGCGUCCCGCCAGAGAAGUUCAACCACACGGUCAUCCCCAAGGGCUACCGCUGCCCGUGGCAGGAGUUCGUCAGCUACCGGGACUACCAGAGCCAAGGCCGAAGUCCUACCCCGAGCCCUGCCCAGUAUCGAAAUUUCAACAAGACCCCCGUGCCCUUUGGAGGACCCCUGGUGGGGGAGACCAUGUCCAGGGCAGGCACCCCCUUCGUCCCGGAGCUCAUCAGUGGCUUGGAACUCCUCCGCCUCAGACCCAGCUUCAACAGAGUGGCCCAGGGCUGGGUCCGCAACCUCCCGGAGUCUGAGGAGCUGUAGCCCCCGCCUGAAUCUUCAAUGCCCUGGUCUCAGAGUUUGGGGGACACCAGGAGCCAAGAUUUGUGGACCGCACUUCACAUUUUACGAAGGGCCUUCACACACAAAACCUUUUGCAAUUGGCCUCACAGGUCACAAAGCUCAGUAGUCCCCAGAUGUGGGGUUUAGAAAGUGUUUCUCUUUACUGAGAUGCAGCUGGUCUUUAUCUGUUCAUGCUCUAACAUUUACUGAGCACCUACUGUGUGCUAGACACUGUGAUAGCCCCACGCAGAGGGGCCCAGGCCCUGACCUAGCGUAGGAAAAGACAGUAGGGAAGAUAGAUUUAUAAAGCAGUCAAUUACCUUUAUUUUGCCUAAAGCAUCUGAGGAACACAAUGUAGUGAGGCAGAGGGAGGUCUCGAACCCUGGCUGUGGGGUGGGAUUCCAGGAACCUUCCCAGAGGAUUUGAGCAGGGCCUGAGGAGGAGUAAGGGUCCACGGGGAAGAGGGUGUGAGGGGGCAUUCCUGGCCAGCGGCCCAGCAUGUGCUGGGAAGGUGCAGAAUCCACAGGGUGGGGUGCGCUGGGGGCAGGAGACAGCUGUUAGAGCCGCCGGGCUCCUUUGGCCAGGCUGGGUGGGCUGCACCAAGAAAACAGGGAGGUGCUUAGGCUGGGGAGUGAGGGGUCUCAGUGUUGCUAUGUGGGCACAGAGUGGAGUAAAGAAGGAAGCCAGGAAGCUUUCAAGGAACAAGGCCUGGACUAGGGAGGUGGACAUGGGGCUGGAAAGAAGGGGCACCUCUCUGGGCACCUUGCAGGACAGGUGCCAAGUGGGACCCUUAUAGACUCCCCCUUCCCAACUCCUGCUCACCACUCUGAGCAGGCCCUGGGUAGAUCUUGUCCUAGUGUCCGCGAGAGCAGUCCGGGCUCUACCUGGCUCAGUAGGAAGAGGAGAGAAAGGAAUGCCUCAGUGCAAGUGAAGAGGAUGAUGAGGAUGAGGAUGAGGAUGAGGAUGAGGAUGGCUGCUUUACUGGGUGCCUCCGUGCUUCGGCUGGUAGUCGGUUCUCUGCAUAUCAAAUUUCUAAUUUUCAGUGGAGCCCUAAGAAAAAUAUUGUCCCAUUUUACAGAUGUGGAUAUCCAGGCUCAAAAGGGGAAGGGGCUUGUCCAGGGACAGAGCCAAAAUGGGAACUGUCCUAUUCCAGUGACUGUCUCUCUUCACUGCACUGGUGGCCAAGCCAGUGCCCACUCACUCUGCAAUCACCUCAAAAUAGCGCCCUGCCUUGGAGCUUAGAGGCUGAGAGUGCAGGCUGGGGCAGUCCGACUGCACGGGACGGUUCAAAUUCCUCAGCUGGGGGCCUGUUUCUCACUGGUAAGAUGAGGACAAAAACAGAAGCCCCUGUAAGGGGUUGUUGUGAGCACAGCGAUGGACACGUACAUAACGAGUGCUAGAUCAUUUCCGACUUCACGCAACUACUGCUCUUAACUGGAAGGGCGGUCCUUGUAAUGGACGCAGCUUGAGAAGCAGGAUGCUAGGAUGUGGCUGGAGGGAAGGAGGCCUCUGGUCACUGCGGGACUCCCCUUGCACAGGAAUCACCUCUGCCCCUUGCCCCCCUGCCUCUUCCCUGACCCCGUCUCUUGGGGAGAUGAGGUCAGGAACCCAUCUGGUUCCCAGGGCAUGUGGGAUAGUGGUUACCUUUUCCUUUUGCUCUGGA
Molecule: messenger RNA, 2504 nt
Organism: Molossus molossus (Pallas's mastiff bat)
Lineage: Eukaryota; Metazoa; Chordata; Mammalia; Chiroptera; Molossidae
Gene: MYOZ3
Product: myozenin 3
Exons: 6
Coding region: 140-823 (227 amino acids)
Cellular component (GO): actin cytoskeleton; Z disc
Molecular function (GO): FATZ binding; telethonin binding; actin binding
Source: RefSeq, a predicted model, not a curated record